Seminavis robusta is the source of this 894-nucleotide messenger RNA. Lineage: Eukaryota; Bacillariophyta; Bacillariophyceae; Naviculales; Naviculaceae. The record is from the annotation of a GenBank genome assembly.
AUGAGUGCCAACGAUUUUCGAGUGGGUGAUGAGGAGGACGAGAUCAAGCGACCCGAUCCUUUCCCGUAUUCCGAGACCGAGGAUGUCAUGCUACCCGAAGACUAUGCUCCCACAAGACAUGAUGUCAUCAACGGUAGAGGGCGCAAAAGUUACAAUCAUAUUGCGAACAGGAGGUUUCGUCAGUUGAUCGCCAUGAAUCUGGAACGAUAUCUUGCUGCUAGGUGCAAAGUCGAUAAGACUCUUGUAGUCGUGGGAAUUGUCGACACCAUCCGCAAUGCCAAACCAACGGGAGGAUUCCUCAAGCGUUGUCCCAAGACGGCACGAUGGAUCUCCUUGAGCGACGAAAGUGCCCGAGAAAAGGUGGGCCACUGUCUCCGUGACAUGAUUGCAUCCCAACGAGACAACAAGAAAUCGGGAAAGGGCGCCGCCAAGAAAACCAAAGCGGCGGUGCGAGCAGCAGCAGCGGCCAUGUCAUCGCCCGGAAAAGAGUCGGCAUCCAAGGGCCCACCCAUGAUGAACAAUAUGUGGCAACCACGAGCACCGGAUGGUUUGCCGGCUCCCAAGGCCGCCAAUCCCAUGGCGGAUCCGGCAUCCUUUGCCAUGUGGGCGUCGUUCCAAGACGGUCGCAACCCUGCCAUGAUGCCUCCACUGCAACCGCCCAUGCCACCAUUGAUGGCUCCCCCCAAUCCUCCUCCCGCUGCUGCGACUUCCAAGUCAAAACGGUCCCGGAAGAGUGCAGGUGAUAAUCCACCUGUCAGCUUGAACAACUUGGAUACUGUCUCACUACAAAAGGGUAAUCUACAAGACAUGUCAGAACAACAAAGGAGGAUUCUGAGCAAACUGGAGAACGGAUGGAAGGGAACUGUGGAAGAAUUGAUGGAAGCUGUGAAAUAA